CAAAAUAACUAUAAAAGGCAUAAUCUGCUACGCCGUCGCUCAUCGUUUGCAGUAUGCGUCCCCCUCCGUCCAUCAAUCAUUCACUGUCAGUCUAAUGACUUCUGUAAUCUCCAAAACCCUAGUAAACCCCUAUUAUUCUCUGCUCCGCAUAGCCCGAUUCGCUCUGACUUCUCACUCACAACCAUUCAGUAGAGUCCGACACAUGAGCUCCGAGUCAUCUCAGCAAGUUUUCCAGCUCAAGGUCGACCCACUCACUGGUAACUCGGAGUGGGUUGUCAUUAGAGAAGACGAAGAAGAAAACUUUGGAAGUUCCCAUAAGAAUCUCUUGGCCACGACGUCGUAUUUGGACAUGCUCAAUGACUCCACCAGAAACAGAGCAUUCCGCGAGGCCAUCGACAAGACUAUAACGAAACCUUGCCAUGUGCUGGACAUUGGUGCUGGAACUGGGUUGCUGUCAAUGAUGGCUGCACGGGCAAUGAAUUGUGGUGAGCCAACUUCUGCCAAUACAAAGGAGAGGGUAACAGCUUGCGAGUCUUAUCUUCCAAUGGUGAAAUUGAUGCGAAAAGUUCUGCACCUCAAUAAUAUGGGGAGGAACAUAAAUGUAAUCAACAAGCGCUCUGAUGAACUCAAAGUCGGCGUAGACAUUCCAACGCGUGCAGACGUUCUGGUUAGUGAGAUACUAGACUCAGAGUUACUGGGUGAAGGGUUAAUACCGACUCUGCAACAUGCACAUGACAUGCUGCUGGUGGAAAAUCCACUAACUGUACCAUAUCGUGCAACAACUUAUGGCCAGCUGGUUGAAAGUCCGUUCCUGUGGAAGCUGCAUGAUUUAUGUGAUAAUGAAGCAAAAGCAUCGGAUGGCAUUCAUCUUAUUCCAACUGGCUUGGAUAGUAUUUUACAUGUCAAAUUGCAGCAACAUCCCAUGCAUUGUGAUGCAAUCUCAAAAGAAAUAAAACUGCUAUCAGAACCCUUCAAAAUUUUUGAAUUUGACUUCUGGAAACGACCAGACAGCCAUCGGGAAUCUGAAUUGCAUAUCAAGGCCACUGAUGAUGGUAGAGUUCAUGCUAUAUUAUCAUGGUGGAUGCUGCAGCUUGAUUGUGAAGGGACAAUCUUUUAUUCCACUGCCCCUCGUUGGAUAACCACAAGUACCGGGAACUGGUGUGAUCAUUGGAAACAGUGUGUGUGGCUCAUUCCUGGGAAAGGUAUACCUAUAGGCAAGGGUGAGCAGCUUCUUUUUCGUGCCAUUCAUAAUGAUACUAGUGUCUUCUAUAAUCUUGCAAAAGAAGAUACUGAGGUCAGGCAGUAUAAUUUUUACUCUGGGGAAUUUGACCUUAUACUACCUCCUGAAAGGAUUGCAAUCUAUGGAGAUAGUAAAUGGAGGUUUUCCAUGUUAACAGCUCUAAGAAAUGCAUUGCAGGCAAGAGUUCAACCCCUCUGUGUUGUUGCAGACGAUAGUAUUUUUCUAACGCUUAGUGUUGCAAAUAUUUCAAAAACUGCACAUGUGAUAUCUUUGUUUCCUGGGUUGCGGGAGAGGGGUGCCCAAUAUCUGCAGAGAGUUGCUGAUGCCAAUGGUUUCACUGCAGAUCGUGUAAAAGUUCUCGAAAAUAAGAAAUGCUUAACUCUGCAAGAUACUAAUCAGAAGAAGGUUGAUCUGUUGAUUGGAGAGCCAUACUAUUAUGGAAAUGAUGGAAUGCUUCCAUGGCUAAACCUGCGAUUUUGGAAGGAACGAACUGUGUUGGACUCUGUCCUCUCUGAUGAUGCCUUAAUAAUGCCUUUUAAAGCAGUAUUGAAAGCUUGUGCCAUGUCACUACCAGAGCUAUGGAAUAGCCGCCGCUGCUUAAGUAAGAUAGAAGGCUUUGAUCAUUCUAUUGUAAAUACAACCUUAGGGGCAUGUGGUGAAUUACCUCCACCACAUGAUGUUCCACUUCUGCCUUUUUUCAUCUGGCAAUGUGGAGAGAUUAAGGAACUCAGUGAGAGAUUCACAAUAAUGGAGUUUGAAUUCUCAAAGCCAAUAACUCCAUGUCAUGGAAAAGCCCAGGUCGAAUUUUCUGAAACUGGUAUAUGCCAUGGAUUUGUGAUAUGGAUUGAUUGGGUGAUGGAUGCAAGGAAUUCCGUGGUGUUAUCUACUGGGCCAGAUGAGAGGUACUGGAAGCAAGGAGUGAAACUCCUUGCACAGCCAGUGGCAGUCAAAACCCGGGGAUCAUCUACAGGUGAAUAUCUAUAUACAGAGAUCGAAGCAUCGUUUGAUCCAUCAACCGGCGAACUUGCCAUCAGCCAUGCCUUCACAUAAUGCGUAAUGUAAGCUAAAAGAAUAUUUUUUGUAUCGCAGUAGAUGUACAUUUGGAUUCCAUGUUGCCUUUUCUUUGUGUUACGUCAAUGUCUGCAUUUCUUUUUCCAUUAAUAACCUACAAAUGGAGAAAUUCUUGUGUGAUGUUAGUCCAUCACGUGUAUCUGUGUACUAACCAUCCUGUGCCAAUCAAAUGCUAUAUGUGAUUUUUUUUAAAAAAGAGCAUUUUUGAGUAUUGAAAUUUAGCCGAUCUAAAUUGA
Molecule: messenger RNA, 2547 nt
Organism: Manihot esculenta (cassava)
Lineage: Eukaryota; Viridiplantae; Streptophyta; Magnoliopsida; Malpighiales; Euphorbiaceae
Product: protein arginine N-methyltransferase 1.6
Exons: 14
Coding region: 95-2290 (731 amino acids)
Biological process (GO): peptidyl-arginine methylation
Molecular function (GO): protein-arginine omega-N monomethyltransferase activity
Source: RefSeq, a predicted model, not a curated record